Molecule: messenger RNA, 1202 nt
Organism: Athalia rosae (coleseed sawfly)
Lineage: Eukaryota; Metazoa; Arthropoda; Insecta; Hymenoptera; Athaliidae
Gene: Ogg1
Product: N-glycosylase/DNA lyase
Exons: 3
Coding region: 36-1079 (347 amino acids)
Biological process (GO): nucleotide-excision repair; base-excision repair; base-excision repair, AP site formation
Cellular component (GO): nucleus
Molecular function (GO): damaged DNA binding; 8-oxo-7,8-dihydroguanine DNA N-glycosylase activity
Source: RefSeq, a predicted model, not a curated record
AAUGUUGAAUGUAAAAUGAUAUCCAGCUCUCUGUAAUGAUGAAAACCGUAAACAAAAUGCCAGCCUCAAUGAUGAAGAAAAUUGCAUUUCCAGACAGCGAACUGGGACUUUCAAUAACACUUAACGGAGGUCAGAGCUUCAGGUGGUCAUCGCUGAAUAACGGGGAAAGUUUUCGAGGUGUAUUUGCUGGAAGGGUAUGGACCUUGGAGCAGAGUAAAACACAUCUUUCGUACAUUGUCCAUGGGCCGCUGGCAGAUGACUCAGAGAACAAAAAACUCUUAUCUCAGUAUUUUCGUAAAGAAGUUUCGUUAAAGGCCAACAUAAAGAUUUGGUCUACAGCCGAUCCACAUUUUGAAAAAGCAUGUAGACACGUUAAAGGAGUGAGAAUAUUGAAUCAAGACGUCGUAGAAAAUCUCUUCUCCUUCAUUUGCAGCUCAAAUAACAACAUCAUUCGCAUAUCUAGCAUGGUAGAUAAACUCUGCAGAUUCUUCGGUGAAAAAUUAUGCGUGGUCGACGGAAUAGAUUAUUACGAAUUUCCCACAGUAAAAUCAUUAGCUAGGGAUGAUGUGCUAACAAUUCUGAAAGAGGCUGGGUUUGGGUACCGUGCAGGGUACAUCGCAAAUGCUGCUAAGAAGCUAGUAGAAUUAGGGGGAGAAAUAUGGUUAAAACAAUUGCACAAAAAUUGUAACCAAUCUUAUUCUUCUGCUCGUGAAAAGUUGAUUACGCUCCCUGGCAUUGGUCCUAAAGUAGCAGAUUGUAUCUGCCUCAUGUCACUGGGUCAUCUCGAAGCAAUACCUGUAGAUACACAUAUCUUCCAAGUUGCCAGGGCCCUUUACCUGCCUCAUUUAGAGACACAGAAAACUGUUACACCAAAAAUACAUAAUGAAGUCAGCACAUUUUUACGUGAGCUAUGGGGUCCGUUUGCUGGUUGGGCCCAGACUGUUGUUUUCUGUGCUAAGCUCAACAAUAAUGAUCUUGUUUCGCGUACAAAAAAGCGCAGUUCGCGCGGGACUACAGAGAUACCUCAAAAGACUGCAAGAAUUAAUAAAAAUUUAAAGACGAAAAGUGAGACCAGUUAAGAAACUGACGUACACACUAAUAAAGAAUUAUGUUCAUCUGUUUUACUCAUUAGAUGGACAUAGCUUGUUACAAAUGUUGAAAAUUGUAUUUUAAUUUUGUAAUAAAAGAACAUUUUUAAAUAA